UUGUCCACAGCGGAACCAAAUUUACAGCCUGCUUGAUUGUUAUUUCAUUUUUGUGUUUUCAGGAUGUGAAUGACUUCUCUUUUGGAAUAUAUUCCUUGAUUUGGUGUUAUUUAAAGUAAAUAAAAACAAAGUGAAAAGUUUUUGUGAAUUUGGAUUAUACAAAAUAUUAAAAGUGAAAGACAGAACAAUGAGAAAUGUCGACUAGAGAGGUUCUCAAUGUGUCCGUUACAUGAAGAACGUGCUCUUGACCGUUACACCUGAUUAUGGGACAUGGUAGUACUGCGGAGAGCCACGCCCAUCUCCAUUGUCUCGUGUUGUUCUUGUUCUUCUUACUGUCUGCCAUUAUCUCAGGGACCAAUGCCAUUAGAUAUGUCUGGAAGACAGGGGCAUGGUUUGAUUGCCAACAUGAAAGUUGUGGGAAAGGAGGACGUCAGUACAGACAUGUCUAUUGUAGCGAGGCAGGGGAGUUCAACUAUAAUACCUAUGAUGAAGACUUGUGUUCACACUCAUCAAAACCAAAGGAUUGGCAGGAAUGUUUCAAGGUGUGUGACCACCAUCAGAGCGCCCUCAAAUGGGUGGCAGACCAAUGGUCAGAGUGCACGCUCCGUCCUGAACACCGUACAUGUUCCAUUAAACACGGCAUCCGUUACAGAAAUGUUACAUGCAUGUGGAGUAAAAAUGGUGAUCCAGCACAUGAUGACAUUUGUUUGCAAUUUGAACCGAAACCGGACACGGAACAGAAGUGUGAUUUAAGAUGUCAGCAAAAUUGUGUUGUUUCUAUGUUUUCCUCAUGGAAUUUAAAUAACUGUGAUAAAUGCUUAAUUGUAAAUAAAACUCGGACGCGAGAGCUGAUUAUUCCCCCUGCAAAUGGCGGUCAUUCAUGUCCGUCGUUCUCUGAGAUGAUUCCCUGUGAUAAUUGUGUGGAUGUAUUUACGUAUAAUAUUGGAGCUUGGGGCGAUUGUAUUCCUUUCAAUGCAACGUCUAAUAUCAGAGGUCAAGUUCACCCUCAAAUAGGAUUUCAAAAGAGAAAUAUUCAGUGUAUAAAUAAUUACGGAACCUUAGUCUUAUAUAAGCAUUGCGUGGAACAUUUACGCUCAAGCGUUUCACAACUAGUUGGCAGCCAAACUUGUAUCAUUCCACAGGAUUGCAUGGUGUCGGAGUGGUCUCAAUGGUCGCCACACAACGACAGCUGUAUUCAAGAGGAUGGCUCCCGAAGCCAGGGGUAUAUGGUUCGAUCUCGCAGUAUUCUACAAAUUCCACUAGGUGCUGGCAAGCCCUGUCCUCAACUCAUUCAUUACUUUUCAUUAAAGUCAAAUGUGGAGAAGCCAUGUGCAAGAACAUACUGGAAAAUGUCAAGUUGGAGUGACUGUGAGAUUCCACCUGGAAGUUAUGGAUGUACAACUGGCCUACAGACAAGAAAAGCCUUCUGUGUACAGAACAGUGAUAAUGGGAGAGAAAAGCCAGUACCUGAUGGCUAUUGUAAAGAUAAACGACCUUUGACCUCACAAACUUGUCGAGCAGAAUGUGACCUUGACUGCACUGUUUCUCAUUGGACCCACUGGACAGAGUGCAAGGUCACGGACUGUGAACUCUAUCUCAGGCGUAGAAGAACUAAUGAGGGUACAGGUCAGAGGUAUAGAACAAGGAACAUUCUGACAGAGGUGAGAGGUAAAGGUAACAUGUGCCCACACCUUAGUGAGACUCAAACUUGUGACCCCCAGCCAUGUUUCCACUGGAAUAUGACAGUUGGAGCCUGCCAGUUACUGAAUAUCAACACAUCACCACCAUGUGGUCUUGGCACUGCUUACAGAACCAUUUCCUGUGUAAAUAAAAUCGGAUUACGGGUAGCCGACACAAAGUGUGAGGAACUAAGUGAAAAACCUGCACAGAAAGAGGACUGCAGUGUUCCGUGUCCUGGGGAUUGUAUUGUAUCACAUUGGAGUCCAUGGUCACAGUGCCCUAAUUUAUGUCAGGAGGGACGGGACAGAGACGCGCCCAUACAAACAAGGGAGAGAAUGAUUCUAGCUCAGUCUGGUAGAGGUGGAAAGAUGUGUCCACUUAGCAGAGAACUCCAGGAGAUAAAGACAUGUCCUACAACCAUAGAGUGUGCUGUAUACGUGUGGCAAAGUGACCCCUGGGGUAUGUGUGUCUCUAGGGAGAAUGGUGUCCCGUGUGGGCCAGGUAAAAGGAAGAGGGAUGUUGGCUGUUACAGUCUACUUGGUCAAAUGGUCAAUGACAUCAGAUGUACAUUAAAGGUAAAACCAUCCACGGAGGAGUCCUGUGAAGUGCCAUGCCCUAUCAACUGUGAGGUCACUGAAUACUCGGAUUGGUCUGAAUGCAGCGCCUCUUGUUUUGAAGCCACUCAGAUUUUACCAAGACAGACCAGAGUACGCCAUAUUGUCCAAGAGCCAAGACAUGGAGGAGCACCGUGCCCUAAUGUACUGACAGAGGUCAAACAUUGUAACAAUCUAACAUUCUGCGAAGGUUAUUACUGGGAUCUUGGUACAUGGAGCAGAUGUGCCCUUCCGCCUCAUAAAAUACCUCAAUGUGGUCAAGGUUUACAAGCUAGAGAUGUGUCAUGUAGAAUAGAGAAUGGCACGCUCCAGCCUAUUGACGUUUGUAUACGACACAUUGGUCCAUUACCCAAAAUUGCCAAACCAUGUUACAAAUCUUGUAAUGAAGAAUGUGUGUUUGAGGAGUGGUCAGAAUGGAGCCAGUGUGUUAAUGGGUGUAAUGGCAAAAGAUUUAGAACAAGGAAACUUAUUGAAGAUCCUAGAAUAGUAACCAAACUACACUGCCAGGACACCCGCUUCUACCCCCUUGACUCUUUUGAGGAAUGUUUAUGUGAUACACACCAGCCUGUUGCCAUUGGUAAUUGGUCUGAAUGUGUUCUUGAUGAAGGCGAGACAUACUACCGGACUAGGACAUUCCAAGGUGAAAGAACUGAAGGCGUUACUCCACUUCCUCGAUUAUCAGGUAGUUACGGUGUGAAUGCGAUCUGCGGUCCUGGACAGAGAUACAAGGUUCUGGCCUGCCAGAAUGAGAUUGGCGAGGUAGAAGCUGCAAAUAAAUGCUCACUUAAACCAUAUGAACAGGAAAUGUGCCUUAUACCAUGCCCAGUUGACUGUAUUAUGUCAGAGUGGUCCCUGUGGACAGACUGCUCUACUUCCUGUGGGACUGGUACUCAGAUGAGAUACAGACAUAUAAAACAGAACCCUUCUGAUGGAGGUAGACUGUGUCCCUCUCUGGAUAAUGCUGGAAAAGAAACCCAGAGUCGUGUAUGCCAAACUGACUGUCGUAAAAACAAAUGGCGUACCUUCAAGUGGGAUCCUUGUAUACCUGAUUAUGGUGCUAUCUGUGGCAAUGGUACACAGUCUAGAAGUGUAAGGUGUGAAGUUUUAACAACACAUGGGUUUAUCAAUGAAGUGUUAGAGGAUUAUAUGUGUGCCUUCCACGAGAGACCACCUAGACAGAGAUUCUGUAACUCACCAUGUGCUGGGGAGUGUGUGGUCAGUGAGUGGUCAGAAUGGUCAAGAUGCCAACAGCCAUGUGCAGAUCCAAAUCAGACUCGGAGACGACAUCGCACGGUUUUACGGCAGCCUAGUGAUGAUCCGAUACAUUUCUGUCCGCGCCUGCUUGACGAUGACUUCUGUAAAAGGGGAGACAACUGUGUAGAGUAUAUCUGGGUGAUGACUGACUGGACCAGUUGUCUGGUGAAUUAUGGGGAGGAUGAAUGUGGAGUUGGUCAUAAAGAGAGGUACCCAGUCUGCCAGGAUCAAACAGGCAGAACUGUAGAAGAUGAGAAAUGUACUGAGGCACUGGGAGAGUCCACAGAACUGAAGGUUGUAUCAUGUCAGAUACCAUGUGAUGUUGAUUGUUUGUUGACAGAAUGGUCUUCCUGGAGUCAGUGUAGCAGCACCUGUAAUCUAGGCCAGCAGAUUCGUAUGCGAGACAUUGUAGAACAACCACGAGGUAAUGGCCGCAAGUGCCCGGACAUAUUUGAGCAGAGGAAGCCAUGUUUUGUUAAAGGUUGUUACACAUGGGUUGUCUCUGAUUGGUCAGAAUGCACCAAUCAGAAAGGAGUAUGUGGUCAUGGUGUACAGACACGUAAUGUAACAUGUGAGGCGAAUGGCGGUCUUCCUGUUAAUGCAACAAACUGUGAUCCAGACUUAAAUAUUAUUAUACUUCCUAUAGAGCAACCAUGUAAAAUACCAUGCCCUGGUGAAUGUAUUGUUACAGAGUGGACUGAAUGGAACGACUGUUUUAUUGACUGUAAAAACUAUGAUAGACCACGUUAUACAAGAGGUGUACAGAGUCGAUCCCGCGCUAUCUUAGCCAAGGCCCAGCUCAACAAUCCACCAUGCCCUGAACAAUUGUGGGAGAGCCGACCAUGUGAGGCAACAAAAUGUUUCUCCUUCCAUUGGCAGACAUCUGAAUGGACGCAUGCCAAGGGUCGAACUGUCUGGUGUGAAAGAUCCGAUGGGCUCAAGGUCACAG
Molecule: messenger RNA, 4497 nt
Organism: Ruditapes philippinarum (Manila clam)
Lineage: Eukaryota; Metazoa; Mollusca; Bivalvia; Venerida; Veneridae
Product: thrombospondin type-1 domain-containing protein 7A-like
Exons: 23
Biological process (GO): cell adhesion
Cellular component (GO): extracellular matrix
Source: RefSeq, a predicted model, not a curated record